GUACUCCCAGUAUGAGGGGAACUGUUUGUUAUAUUGCCCCCGAGUACGGCGGCGGCAGCGAUCUCUCAGAAAAGUGUGAUGUGUACAGUUUUGGAGUGUUGUUGUUGGUUCUUAUUGCAGGACGUCGCCCACUUCAGGUAUCUGGCUCACCCAUGUCUGAAUUCCAGCGUGCCAAUCUUUUAUCUUGGGCUCGUCAUCUCGCCCGAAGCAGAAAGCUUCUUGAUUUGGUUGAUCAGUCUAUUCAGUCUUUGGACCGAGAAAAAGCACUUUUGUGCAUCACGGUUGCUUUACAAUGUUUGCAAAAGUCACCUUUACGCAGGCCUUCCAUGAAGGAGGUGGUGGCAAUGCUUACAGGGGUCUCUGAACCACCGCAAUUACCAUCAGAGUUGUCUCCUUCGCCUCCCUCCCGGUUUCCUUUUAAGUCACAAAGGAAAGUCCGCUCCGCUGAAAAGAAACUAGCUCUGUUUAUCUACUUUCUGCUGGAUUGAAAGGACAUAUAAUUUAGUACCAUCGUGGUUAUGGCGUCCAGACAAAAAAGGGCAGCAAAGAAAGGACAUGUUGGAACACUAAUUGACUAAAUCCAGAGUUGUAUAAAGAGUCGCAAUCAAUGGGAUUUCAGGGAAAGUUUGCUGAUUUGCAUAACUCAGUAACCAGGCAAUGUCUGUUCAUUGCAAUAAUAUCAUAUGAAUCCAUAUUUUGGGUGACAUGAAAUCUGUUCAGCAGCAUAGUUUUGAGAUAUGUUCAUAGUCUGCAUAAAAACUUUCACAAGAGGACACUACUUUCCUUUCCUUUCC
Rhodamnia argentea is the source of this 794-nucleotide messenger RNA. RefSeq names its product receptor-like serine/threonine-protein kinase At2g45590. Gene Ontology annotation, biological process: protein phosphorylation. NCBI's taxonomy places the organism in Eukaryota, Viridiplantae, Streptophyta, Magnoliopsida, Myrtales, Myrtaceae. The record is from RefSeq and is a predicted model, not a curated record. The transcript is spliced from 2 exons. Gene Ontology annotation, molecular function: protein kinase activity; ATP binding. The coding region runs from base 12 to 488 and encodes 158 amino acids.